Messenger RNA from Dermacentor silvarum, 2381 nucleotides. RefSeq lists its product as uncharacterized. Lineage: Eukaryota; Metazoa; Arthropoda; Arachnida; Ixodida; Ixodidae. The coding region runs from base 859 to 1842 and encodes 327 amino acids. The record is from RefSeq and is a predicted model, not a curated record. The transcript is spliced from 6 exons.
CCCAUCGCAACGGAGCCAGAGGAGCGAAACGCCCCGUUCGAAGCGCGCUGCUCCCGAAACUUAUUUGCCGACGCGAUGCCUCCUUUCACAUCUCUCGACGACGACGCCGUCACUGAAGUCGGUGCUGGUUCAGCCAAGCUCGCUUGGCGCUCGCUUGCAGCCUGAAAUUCGCGCGCAGUCAGGUUUCGCUGCCAGAAAAAAAAACGCUUCUGGUCAGCCAAUCAACCUCACUAAACAGGUGCAUUGCCUUUUUUACCCCUCGUUACUCGGCUUUUCUCACUGCCGGAGUACUCUCCGCGAACUCUUCAGUGGUCGGGUGUUUCCGGAAGACAUUCUGUGACGCUCGGAAGGUCAAGGCGCCGGAGUUUCGACACUUUAUGAAAGGGGACAUUGUGCCAUAAUCUUGCUUCCCUUUCCGGUUGUUGUUUUUUGGCAAUAGGAACACUUCUUCAGAGCAUCACCGGAUCUCGAGGCAGGACCAAGGCUUUUUCCCUCUACAUUCCCACUACUCAACGCGCACUCCGUAACUACGGUUUCGGAAGCAACGCUGUAUCUGCCGCUGACCACCGUGAUUUUAUUUUUUCCUGGUGAACGACUGUUUGAAGUUGAGACUGCUUCCGCAGUUUGUUCCCUGCGAUCAUCGAUUUGGGACGUGACACUGCGUUGAACGGCAUUGUGAAGUGCGCCUUUCCUCCGCGCGGAUACCCCUUGCCUGGCUGUGUAGUGCCGUUGCAGCCGGUCGUCGUGCGAGCCGUUCUUCCACGUGGACUGUCGCCGCGGCGCGGAGCUUUAGAAAAGUGCCUGUCACCGUCACGAGGAGGAUUGCGCUCCUGGAGUUGUGUACGUUCUUGUGCGUAGAUGCAAAAGACCUCCCCCUGUGCACGGCAGGUUAUGUCCGAGUCAAGGGCACUCUGGUGGCUUCUUUGCUGGACGAUCAGCUGCUUGUCGCUCCAAGGGGCUCUGUGCGUGGCCAUUUGGAAGCUGUCGGUACCGCGCUGGGUGCCGAACGGCACCGAGGAGCCCGUGUUGCUGGACUGCGAGUACGUGUACAACGAGCACGACGUGCGACUCGUGGUCAAGUGGUUCUUCAACGACCUUUUGGAGCCCGUGUACCAGUGGAUACCGGAGCUGAACUCGCGCCAGGCGAGCGGCAUCCUGGCCGGCCACCUAGACGACUCCUCGUACACCGGGCCCUCGCAGUACCGGGCACUGCGCAUCGUACGACCCACCACCGAGAUGAGCGGCCUCUACACUUGCGUCGUUUCUUCCCUGGCCGGUAUAGACUCGAGGCAGCAGUCAAUGAUGGUCUACGUGCCGGCAAAAAACUUCACGCUGACGUACGUGACCACGCCAGUGCCAGCCGCGUCAACUGCUGCAGCCUCGUCUCUGGGAACGGCAGCAGGAGCACGGGUCGGGGCUCCCGCGGACUUCACCUCCACAUCAGGGUCGUCCUCGAGCGGCAACUCGGGUGUCGGCGGACCGACGGUCGAGGUUCACUGCGACGCCCUAGGCCUGCACCCGCGUCCCACGAUGCGGUUGUUCAGCAUCACGCCGGACAUGCGUCGCACUGAGGUCCAGCGCGGCAGGACGCGCAAGGCUAACGGCACGUACGACAUCGAGCUGUGGCGCUCGUUCAACGCCGAGCAGCUGCCGCCGUCGGUGACCUUCGAGUGCGUACUCGAGAUACCGGGCACCGACUACGAGGUCCGCCGGCGGACAGCGUAUAGUCCCGGAUAUCUCUACUUAACAGAUGCUUCCCAAAGACUCGCCACGCAAAAGAGCUUGUUUGUCCUUCCACUAGCCUUCACGCUUCUAAAGAACUCCUACACUGCCGGAACUUGAAGACGAGUUCUAGAUUUGUUGGUGACGCUGUUGGAGAAGCUUGAAGGACGCCUAGUCGGACGUUCACGUUGUUUGUACCUAUGAUGUACAUACGCACAAAUAUUUGUAACGAACCCCUCUCCUUUGAUGGAGAGGAAUGAAACUGAACAGAAAAAAUGGCACAUAUUUCAAGUUAUAAGUUUCUAAGCCUUUAACUGGGAGCGCAGCAAUUAUUGUCGCCUUCCUUCUUUGUUAUAGUCGAUGUACUGUGAUACUGAUAGGCACUUGUUCACCCUCAUCAUUUCGUCAUGGGUGGUACCGUUAUUGUUUGCUUCAAAUCAGCAGGCCAUUUAUUUUUGCAGCUGAUCAGCUGUACGAACAACUUAAUGAAAAUCCAAAGCACGGACCAAGAAAGUAAAGCAAAUAAAUGUAGAGUGGUUGUUUCUCGCAGCGUGUGGGUGCUGGAACGCUUUACUAGACAGCUCUUACGAGUAGAUACGACGUCGGAAAACGAUGCGAUGGCCAUGGAAAACGCUGUUCCAGCUUGUCAAACGACAAAA